AUGGAGUCCCUCUUGGUUUUUUCUAGCUUUUUAGUUGUUAUUUUUCUGGCUAUUUCACUCCAAAUUCUUUUUUUCUCACCAAUAUCUCCUGAGAUUCUUGAUAUUCCUUCUUCAUCUAAUACUUUCACCAGUGGAUUUACAUCAAAUAGCUAUUUGCAGAGAGUAAAUAAACUUGGAGAAGGAUUUCUUGAUAGACCAGAAGAUGUGGUAGUUGACAAAAUGGGAAUUUUUUAUACAGCUACUAGAGAUGGAUGGAUCAAAAGAAGGCACAAAAAUGGGACUUGGGAGAGUUGGAAGUAUAUUGGGAGGGAUUCUUUACUAGGACUUGAAAUAUCAUCUGCUGGUCAUAUUAUAGUUUGUGAUACUGAACAGGGGCUGCUUAAGGUUAAUGAAGAUGGUGCAAGUAUUCUUGCUUCACAUGUUAAUGGUGAAAAAAUAAGAUUUGCAGAUGAUGUGGUGGAAGCAUCAGAUGGGAAUGUAUAUUUCAGUAGUGCAAGUAGAAAAUUUGGACACCAUGACUGGUACCUUGAUGUUCUUGAGGCUAAACCCCAUGGCCAACUUCUUGAAUAUAAUCCUUCGUCGAACCACACAUCUGUCCUUAUCGACAACUUAGCCUUUGCAAAUGGCGUUGCGCUCUCUACAAAUCAAGAUUACUUGAUUGUUUGUGAAACGUGGAAAUAUAGGUGCCUGAAAUAUUGGUUGAAAGGGGAAAUCAAAGGACAAACAGAGAUCUUCGUUGAAAAUCUACCUGGUGCACCUGACAACAUCAAGCUUGCACCUGAUGGUUCGUUUUGGAUAGCUCUAAUAGAGUUAUCAGCUCGGGGGCGAAAUUUCGUCCACAAAUCAAGAGUUACAAAACAUUUGUUGGCAACUUUCCCCAAAUUGAUAAGUUGGGUCAAUGGAGCAUAUCACAAAGCCAUGGUAGUGAAUGUGGCAACUAAUGGGAAGAUAAUUAAAGGUUUUGAUGAUCCAAUUGGAAAGGUCAUGUCACUUGUCACAUCUGUGUUGGAGUUCGAAAAUCAUCUAUAUUUAGGAAGUCUCAAUUGCAACUUUAUUGGAAUGCUACCAUUAACAACCUCAGUUGUGUAA
Molecule: messenger RNA, 1089 nt
Organism: Solanum dulcamara
Lineage: Eukaryota; Viridiplantae; Streptophyta; Magnoliopsida; Solanales; Solanaceae
Product: protein STRICTOSIDINE SYNTHASE-LIKE 5-like
Exons: 6
Coding region: 1-1089 (362 amino acids)
Biological process (GO): biosynthetic process
Molecular function (GO): strictosidine synthase activity
Source: RefSeq, a predicted model, not a curated record